Molecule: messenger RNA, 732 nt
Organism: Botrytis sinoallii
Lineage: Eukaryota; Fungi; Ascomycota; Leotiomycetes; Helotiales; Sclerotiniaceae
Exons: 2
Coding region: 1-732 (243 amino acids)
Cellular component (GO): nucleus; cytosol
Source: RefSeq, a predicted model, not a curated record
AUGCCCUCCCCUCCCCUCCGCAUCGCCAUCCUCGAAUGCGACACGCCCCUCCAAAACACCAAUUCCAAAUACGGCGGAUACGGCGGGGUAUUCACCUCACUCCUCCAGCGGGGGGCCUCUUCGCUCUCCCCUCCGCUCCCCGAAACCUCUCUGCAGAUAAGUAAAUACGAUGUUGUCACCGCGCAGGAAUAUCCCUCUCUCUCCUCCAUCGACGCAGUCCUCAUUAGCGGAUCGCGACAUACGUCUUUUGAUUCUGAUGCGUGGAUCGUGAAGCUGGUGGAAUUUGUGAAGGGGGUGUUGGCGCAGGAGAGAGUGCGCCUGGUGGGAGUGUGUUUUGGACAUCAGAUUAUUGGGAGGGCGUUGGGGACAAAGGUGCAGAGGAGUGAGAGGGGGUGGGAGGUGAGUGUUACGCCUGUGGAGUUGGACGGGGAGGGGAAGGAAAUUUUUGGGUUGGAGAAAUUGAACAUAUUCCAAAUGCACAAAGAUAUCAUCUACGAAUAUCCGCCCGAAGUCGAACAAUUGGCCUACACAGAUAAAUGCGCCACGCAGGGAAUGUACAUCAGCAAAAGACUCAUCACCGUCCAAGGACAUCCGGAAUUCACAGAGGAGAUAGUGCGGGAAUUAUUAGAGGCACGACAUGCAUCGGGGGUUUUUGACGAUGAGACUUACACGGAUGCGGUGGGGAGAGUAGCUAAGGAGCAUGAUGGUGUGAAAGUAGCGCAGGCGUUUUGA